AUGGCAGAGGAAAGAACAAGUUGUUCAUUAAGGGAAGCAUGGAAACAGAGAAACAAGGAAACAAAUAACCUGAGACAAGGAGGCAAGGUGCUAAGGAAGUGGGGAGGCGGGGAAAGGGGGGCAGAUCAUGGAAGCAGGGAAGCAGGAAAGCAUGGAAGCGGGAAAGCUGGAAAGUGGGGAAUUGGGGAAGCAGGGAAGCAGGGAAGCAGGAAAGCAAGAAAGCAGGCAAGUGGGGAAGCAAGGAAGCAAGGAAGCAAGGAAGCAGGGAAGCAGGGAAGCAAGGAAGCGGGGAAGCAGGAAAGCAAGGAAGCAGGAAAGUGGGGUAGCAGGGAAGCUGGGAAGCUGGGAAAGAAAGUAGGGAAGCAGGGAAGUGGGGAAGCAGGGAAGUGA
This is a messenger RNA of Orbicella faveolata, 390 nucleotides long. Its product is annotated as octapeptide-repeat protein T2-like. Lineage: Eukaryota; Metazoa; Cnidaria; Anthozoa; Scleractinia; Merulinidae. The record is from RefSeq and is a predicted model, not a curated record.